Thecamonas trahens ATCC 50062 is the source of this 1461-nucleotide messenger RNA. RefSeq lists its product as uncharacterized. The record is from RefSeq and is a predicted model, not a curated record. Lineage: Eukaryota; Apusomonadida; Apusomonadidae. The transcript has a single exon. The coding region runs from base 185 to 1429 and encodes 414 amino acids.
AAUCGCCCGACUUUGGUUGGUGGCACUGUGCUCGUUUCCCGCCACACCCACCCACCUACCACACCCACACACCCACACACGCACACGCACACCUCCCCCGCCCCCACUCUUGGUGUUGCACCUCUUUGCCUAUCAGCCGUACCUUGCUUGUUCAAGCAAGUAGCUUGUGGUUGUGGUUGCAAGCAUGUCGUCUGGUGACUACAAGUACGAGUACGAGUACGAGAGCAUGUCCGAGUCGGAGACGGAGACCGAGACGGGGACUGAUGAGACUGAGACUGGGAAUGAUGAUACCGAUGCUGAUUCCGAGGAGAGUGGCGAUUACGAGUACGAGUACGAGUACAAGAGCAACGACGAUAGCAGUGAUGACGAUGGUGAUAGUGACGAAGAGUCCGGCUACGAGUACGCGUACUAUGACGAUGAUGCUGGCGGUGUGAUGAUGGCCGGGAUCAAGGCUGGCUCGGGCAAGAACGGCGCGGAGAGAGUUCCAGUGCUGGGAAAGAGUCCUUCCGGACUAGAGUUGGAUGCACUCAAUCGAACUGUCGACGAGAUCUGCGAGGUGGCGACGCAUGACAAGGAAGAAAAGGUGGCCCUUAUCAUCCAUGCUGAUGAUGAGAGCGACGGCGCGGUGCCGUUGCUGGAGAGCAGCCGGUCGCGGAGGAAGAAGGCCAAGGCCAAGGCCAAGGCCCGGGCUAAGAAGAAAGCCAAGGCGAGGCAGACAGGCGAGUCAGAGCCGUCGACGACCGACCAAGAGGUGGACAAGGUGGACGUGGUGGUCAUCGACCGCAAGCUUGUCGACGACGUCGCGUCGCUGUCGUCGGACGGCAUGCACGCGCUGCGGGCCGAAGCGCAGCGAGUGCGGGAAAAGUACCGGCCUGAUCGGCGGCCGGCGGUAGGCUCGAUGCGUGCCACGGCGCUGUGGUGGAUGUUGCUGGCGGCUGCUGCCAUUGUGGCGGCGAUCUGGAUUGUGCUGCCGUUUGACAUGCCGCUGGUGGCGACCAAGGACGGGCAGGACGAGACGAUGUCGUGGGUGGUCGGCGUAGGCGCGAUUGCCGUUGGCCUCGGCAUGCUGGUCACCAGCUGCAUCCUGCUUUCGGCGACGACAGCGCGCGCCAAGGCGAGCCGUGCCAAGCUUGUGUUCUGGCUCAUGGUCGGCCUUACCGUUGCUAUCUUUGUGGUCAAUGUCGGUGUGUACUACGUGUACUACUCUGACGACUCUGUCUCGCAAGACUCGCUCCGCAACGAGAACGGAAUUGUGACGGUCAUCAGCAUCGCCGUCCUCGCCAUCCUGAUCAUUCCCUGCGUCGUGCUCGUCCGCAACUACUACUCGGACCUGGCCACUUUUGAGCAAGAGUUUACCGGCAGCCGUCGCCGCCGCCGCUCGGUCACCUCAACGUCUUCAGAUGACAACUCUUCAUACAUCCAAGUGUAACAAGGUCAGUGAUUAACAUGUGGUUGUGCGCG